Messenger RNA from Aphis gossypii (cotton aphid), 3164 nucleotides. RefSeq names its product transcription initiation factor TFIID subunit 6 (gene Taf6). Lineage: Eukaryota; Metazoa; Arthropoda; Insecta; Hemiptera; Aphididae. The transcript has 12 exons. The coding region runs from base 163 to 1743 and encodes 526 amino acids. Gene Ontology annotation, cellular component: SLIK (SAGA-like) complex; SAGA complex; transcription factor TFIID complex. The record is from RefSeq and is a predicted model, not a curated record. Gene Ontology annotation, molecular function: RNA polymerase II general transcription initiation factor activity; transcription coactivator activity; protein heterodimerization activity. Gene Ontology annotation, biological process: RNA polymerase II preinitiation complex assembly; transcription initiation at RNA polymerase II promoter.
AUCACAGAAUUAUAAGAUAUCCCAUUAUUGAUAUCAUAAUUGUUAAUGCGAAUUGCGAUCAUCGGACUUGGACAUUUACUAUGUAGUAUGUUUAGUAGUAGCUAAUUAUUUUAUAGUAUUACAAAUUACAAAUUUACAAUACUGACAUAGUCAUUUAUCAGAAUGGGUGAAAUUGAAGUAAACUAUGGCUCCAUUUUACCAACCGAAUCACUAAAGGUAAUUGCGGAAAGUGUGGGUAUUGGCAAUUUAUCUGACGAUGCAGCUAAAGAAAUAUCGGACUCCGCCACUUAUCGUCUUAAAUUAGUGUUACAAGAAAGCAAAAAGUUUAUGAUGCAUUCUAAUAGAUGCAAAUUACUACCUUCAGACAUUGAUAAUGCUUUAAAAGUUUUGGGUAUUGAACCUAUAUAUGGAUUUCAUGCUAAAGAACAUGUACCAUUUAGAUAUGCAUCAGGUGGUGGACGAGAAUUACAUUUCAUUGAUGAUAAAGACAUUGAUCUUAUUGAAUUUGUUAAUGCUCCUUUGGCUAAGUUGCCUUUGGAAAUUAGCAUUCGAUGCCACUGGCUUGCCAUUGACGGAGUUCAACCAACUGUACCAGAAAAUCCUCCUUCCGUGUCCAAAGAUGUUCAAAAACUUGAAUGUGUAGAUCCUCUAAACAAAUUAAAAAAACCCAUUGAUAAGGAAGUUUCUGGACAGCCAUCUACUGGAAAAGCUCAAAAAUUACGUAAUGUUGAAACAGUUCAUGUGAAACAAUUAGCAACUCAUGAGUUAUCAGUUGAACAACAGCUUUAUUACAAGGAAAUCACAGAAGCUUGUGUUGGAUCGGAUGAAUCUCGAAGGGCUGAAGCUCUUCAAAGUUUGGCAUCUGACCCUGGUCUUCACGAAAUGUUACCUCGCAUGUGUACAUUUAUUGCAGAAGGAGUAAAAGUAAAUGUUGUUCAAAAUAAUUUAGCAUUACUUAUUUAUUUAAUGAGGAUGGUUAAAGCAUUAUUGGAUAACCCAGCUCUUUAUUUAGAAAAAUAUCUGCAUGAAAUUAUCCCUUCUGUUGUUACUUGUGUUGUAAGUAAACAAUUGUGCAUGAGACCAGAAAUUGACAAUCAUUGGGCUUUGAGAGAUUUUGCCUCUCGUUUGAUGGCGCAAAUUUGUAAAAUGUUUAAUACACCAACAAACAAUGUACAGACUCGUAUAACUAGAGUAUUUACAAAUGCUACUAAUUCAGACAAAACCGCUCUUCCAUCAGUGUAUGGUGCACUUGAAGGUUUAGCAGAGUUAGGAACAGAAACAAUAAAAGUAUUUGUCAUUCCCAGAGUACACAUGAUAUCUGAUAGACUAGAUUCACCAGAAGUUACACAGAAUAAUGUUGAUAGGAUAUCCGGAAACCAAAUUAAACACUUACUCUGUAAAAUAUUAACUCCUGUGUUAAAAAUAACACAUUCACCACCAGAUAAUUUAGACGAAUACAAAAAAGAAUUUGGAUCUGUUGGUGUACAAUUGCAUGCUGCUGUAUGUAAAGCCCGUAUAACAACUACUACCCAAAGUACAAGCAACCAAACUGUAACACAAACAAAUACACAGUCUAGAACAGUUAUUGGUCGACCUGUUGCAACCACUACAAGCAACACAGGAAAUCCUCAAAAAUAUGUUCUCAUGUCUCAACGACCUGCUGUUGCUCAAACUCCACCAAAUAAAACUGUUUAUAUAUCUCAGCAAAAUAUUAAAUCUGAAUUUCAAGAUCCUAGUAAUUGAAUGUCAAGUUAAGCAAACUAAAUUUAUUUUUUUUUUAAGGGUAUUUGUUUAAUGACCUUAAUUAAAAUUAAUUAUCCUUGAAAGUCUUAAAAAUUAUAUAACUUAAAAAUAAAUCAGAAGUAAAAAAAAAUAUUUUAAAAACAAUUUAUCAGAUCUUCAAACUGGUGAAAACCAGUUCUAUUAUUAACCAGUUUUAUUGGAAAAUAUAUACAUAUGAAUGAAAAUAAAACCACAAUAUUAUUUAUUUUAUAGAAAAAAAACAAAAAUAUUUAAUUAUUAAUUUUAGUUCAUAAAUGAAGUUUUUAAUUAAAAAUUAAUAAUUAUUACUAGGGCUGGGAUUUUAAUGUCCUAAAAAAUCUCAAAAAAUGCAAUAUAAAAAUGUAUUUAUAUUUAUUAUGGCUUAAUAAAAAAAUUUAAAAAAAUUGUAUAAUACUUUUUUUGUUAUUGUACGUUGUUACUUAAUUGUUUUGUUCUAUUUCUGUUUUCUUAAUCAUUCAUUAUAAAAUAAUAAUUUAAAAAAAAAAAUUGUUUGAUAUUUUAACUUGUUUUUGUCAGUAUAUAUUACCCAUUGGUAUAUAACGGCGAUAAUUUAAGCAGAAAGUCCUAGCUCUGAUAAAGUUGUUAUCAAUGAUAAUCGAUUUUCGUGCUAUAUAAUUUAUAAAUUGUACCGUCGCAUGUCGGCAGUUUGCUGAAAAUAUCUUGUUAAUCGCAACAAUUUUCAUUUAUUUUAUGAACAAAUUGUGAAAAAUACUCUAAAAACUAAGAAAAUGCCCUAAAAUCUUCAAAAAAAGCAUUUUAUAAUUAUUUUGAUAAAAAAUGCAAAAUAAAAUUAUUUUAAAUUAAUCAGCAUCACCCAAAACACAUUGUUUACUUAUGGAGCAACGUUUUGAAACACUAGAAAAAAAGAUGCAUUUGCAUCAAAAUCCCAGCCCUAAUUAUUACAAUAAAUUUUCAUGUGUUAGUAUUAUUUUUCUAUUUUCAGGACUCAAGAGAAAUCCACUUAUUUCCUUAAAAUUGUAUUAUUAAUUUUUAGUCAAAGUAAAAAAUCUCAAUAAAUGCAAAAAUGACUUAAAAAACUCAAUAGAUGCACUAUAAUAAGGCAUUUAUAUUUAUUAUAGUUAAAAAAAUUGGAAAAAAAAUUUAUUUUUUGUAUGGUAUUGUUAAUACUGUAUUUGUUACUUUUUUAAUUCUGAACGUACUAAUUGGUUUUACUAAUUUAGCAAUACUUGGCGAGGUCUAGCUAUAUGAAAUUGUUAUUGACAAUAACUUGUCGUUGGUAACUUUGUUAUAUAAUUUAUUAUUCAUACUGUUGGCAGUUUGCUGAAAGUCUCUUGUGAAUCGCAUCAAUUUUCAUUAAUUUUAUGAAUAAAUUGUAAAAAAUGUUCUUAAAAUAAAGAAAACACACUAAAAUCGUCUAAAAA